AUGGCCUUUCUAGGUCGCACCGUACCAUCCCCUUUAAUUUUGGGUGGCAGGAAGCUAGCAAACAAGACCAUGUCUAGUUGCCAAGCUUAUGAUGAUCAAAUGUCCUCAUCUGGCUAUUUCUUGGAUCAACCGCGGACAGAAAACGAUCAAAUACUAGAUUUUCUAAGCGCAGUAGCCAACCUUGAAUUUGGAGCAGCAUCCCUAGCCUACGACGAGCUCAUGUCUACCCAGUCAGAGAUCUCAGGCUCCUCCUCCUCCUCCUCCUACUCCAAAAAAUCCAGUUUCCUUGACUAUCAAGCAACACCCCAAGCCUACAGUACACGCAUACCCCAAUCAGAAUCUGUCGACCAGCUUUAUUUUAGUCCCGGCAAGCUAUCCGGUGUCCCUCCGGCAGGGGCGGAGCGUGGUAACUGCUUGAAGGUCGAUGAGGAAGCCAGGAAGAUGCCAUGUGAGCGUUGGUUUCAGUUGCCCCGCAGUAUCGGAAAGUGGCUGCUGGACAAGAGCACUUACUUCCUGCCAUUGAACCUCACUGUGCCUGCAGUGCUGCCGGAUUGCAUUUUGUCAGACAUAAUUUCUCAGUUAAGAAUAAAACAUGCUGUUGAAACAAGCGUGGUGUCGCGUCAGUGGAGGCACCUCUGGAAGACAAUUUCAAGGCCAAAUCUUGAGUUCGACAUUCCAAACAUUUUUGGAGACAAGUAUACUAGGCUGAUUGACAAGUAUGAAAAGAAGAAGUCACUCCCUUGUUUGGCUGAUAUAUUCGUCAGACAAUGCUUUGUAAGUCGUGUAAAUAGUCUUUUGGAGCUCUUCUCUGGUAAAAAGGUAGACUCUCUCAUAGUGGUUUUUUACUUUGAUGUUGAAGAGGAAAAAUUGGCUCACUUAAAAACUCUUCGGCUGAACAAUGUUGUGGUCGAUCCAGCGUUUCUGGAACAUUUGUUCUUGAUUCGUAUGCUCCUUGAAGGCUUGACGUUGAUGAGAUGCGAAGUGCACUCAAAGCUGAUUAUAUUAGAUCCAUCACUCCACCUCAAGGAUCUGAAAGUGCUUCAUUGCAAACAAUUAGACAGAAUAGAGAUUGAUGCAGUAAAUCUUUCCUCCUUAGAAUAUGAUGGAAAGAUUAUGAACAUAUCUCGCGCGCGUGAGAACUCCAUUGUUUAUCACACAUAGGAGGUCAGGUUCUUUUGUGGUUAUGUGUAUGAUCUACCGUAUGCAUCCGUCCUACUCGCAUUGUGUCCUGGCCUCGAGACUCUUCAUCUGAUAUUGUUUGAUCAUAUGGUGAACGUUCCGACAUUUGGCAACCUCAAGCACUUGAAUUUGACUCUCGAAACAUACAACUUUGACCUAUGGAGUAUUGGAGUGCUAAGUAUUCUGAAGGCUGCACCAAACUUGGAGGAAUUUGUAAUUAUGGUACAAUCAGAUGACUUUGUUGAAGAGAAGAAUGAUUUUUUUUUUUUGAGAAAUGAAGGAUUUUUCGCCAUUUCCAUUCUUAAAAUUGCAACCAAGCUUGAGGAAAUGGUGAUCAAUUCAGUUGGAAAUUACUACAUUGGCGGUGGAAGGUGGAUACAUCAGGAUAGUUGUUAUUAUGAGAAGGGAAACGAGGACAAGGAUCAAGAUGAAGAUGCAGACUAUGAGGAUGGGAAUGAUGAGAAAAUUUAUGGACUUUCCUAUUGGCAAAGAAGAGGGAGGGCUGUUGUCCCAAAAAGGCUGAAAGAAAUAAAGACCCCUGCUCAAGUCAUUGUACUAUAA
Molecule: messenger RNA, 1740 nt
Organism: Argentina anserina (silverweed cinquefoil)
Lineage: Eukaryota; Viridiplantae; Streptophyta; Magnoliopsida; Rosales; Rosaceae
Product: F-box/FBD/LRR-repeat protein At5g44980-like
Molecular function (GO): protein binding
Source: RefSeq, a predicted model, not a curated record